Pisolithus orientalis is the source of this 1295-nucleotide messenger RNA. RefSeq lists its product as uncharacterized. The transcript is spliced from 3 exons. The coding region runs from base 68 to 1177 and encodes 369 amino acids. The record is from RefSeq and is a predicted model, not a curated record. NCBI's taxonomy places the organism in Eukaryota, Fungi, Basidiomycota, Agaricomycetes, Boletales, Pisolithaceae.
UCGCUCAGACAGCAACGUCGAUGUCCUUGAGUUGCUAGCUACAAUCAUAAGUCGGGUUGCAACGACGAUGCACAAGCGCAAGCACCGGAGAACUGAUGACCAAGGAACAGAUAAACUUCAUACCCACUCGACAUCCAUCAACGACACCGCCUUCGCGUCUGACUUCGAUCCGUCUUUGUACAUAGUCGCCCAUGAAGCAGACAUCGUUAGCGGCCCUCGGGCAGUCGCAGCCGCCCUUGCACUCGAGUGUCCCGAAGCACUUCCUGACGGCGUUGAUAAAACCGGUGCUGGUAGUGGGCUUAUCCCCUUAGAGCCGCAGCAUACCCUUGUCUUCGAAGAUGAUGACGAUGACGGAGAAGGUAGUAAUGCCAAAGCACCUCGAAAGCCAAGACCUUCACAUCUGCUGGUAGACAGGUACGACGUUCGACUACUACUCGAUGUGCUACCCACGCAUAACCACCCUGGACCAUCACAUGCUGCUGCUACUGCCCGCCGGCCCCUCUCGCCAAGUGGGUGGUCGGACCUGCCUUCAGACACAGAAGACACGUUCUUCUUUUCUCCGGAAGAGGCAGAGGAUUAUCGUCGUGAUAAACGCAGGAAACUUAUCGACCAUGCUAGGGAGGAGCGUAUUCGAGCCAUUUUGGCCCGCGAUCGCGCGAGAGGAGAAACAAUGGGUGAAGACUUGGACGUUUGGGGCGGAAGUGACGAAGAGCCGGACGAAGCUCAGAAAGAACUCCUCCGUCGAACGGCGGGGCACGUCGUGUCGUCACCCAACCCUGCGCAACUAGAGAUGCGCAUUCUGGCGAACCAUGGUGCAGACAGAAGGUUCGCAUUCCUGCGAGGGCGUUGGUCGAGAGCAUGGAAGGUCGCAAAGGAACUUGCAAGACAAGAACGACGAGACACGGAUGAAUCUAAGAUAGCAGACAGGCCCUCCGGAAGUUCGUCGCUGCAAGGACUAGUAGCCGGAUACGGAGAGAGCGGAGAGAGCGGAGAUGACCCCAGCGAAGGUGAGGUAGCGGAAGACGAAGCACGGGUGAACGUUUCGAAAUCGGGGGUUCACGAAUUUGGUAGUACAGACUCCGACGAGGCAGAUCGGCAGAAGGCUAGGAGAGAAAGAGCUAGGGAAUGGUCAGUGCGACGACGUGCUGAACAGCUCUCUAAUGAAGGGCAAGUGUAGCAUUCGUGCUAGCUGAACUCCUCGUCACUGUUAUGUGAGUUGAGCUGUACAUUAAGCUGUGCGUACUCGUGUCGUGCGGGUGUCAAUGGUCAAUGUAGUUUCAUUGCUUGAUGUGCUU